ACAACAAAGAUGUCGGUGCAAUCGCUCGUCAGUCGUAAGAAAAAGAGUUUCAUUGGAUUACCAGCUCCUCUUGGAUAUGUCCCUGGUCUCGGACGUGGAGCAACUGGUUUUACAACACGAUCUGAUAUUGGUCCUGCAAGAGAUGCCGAUGAUAUUUCAGAUGAUCGCCAUGGUCCACCAGUAAAGAAACCGCGGGAUGGUGAUGAUGAGGAGGAAGACCUUAAUGAUGCUAACUAUGAUGAGUUUACCGGAUACGGAGGAAGUUUGUGCAGCAAGGACCCAUAUGACAAAGAUGAUGAGGAAGCGGAUGCAGUGUACGAGGCAGUUGACAAACGCAUGGAUGAAAAGCGCAAGGAACGUAGGGAGAAAAAACUACAAGAGCAGAUUGAGAAAUAUCGGCAGGAGAGGCCUAAGAUUCAGCAGCAGUUUUCUGAUUUAAAGAGAGACCUGGCAGAUGUCAGCAUGGAUGAAUGGCUCAACAUCCCGGAAGUCGGUGAUGCGAGGAACAGAAAACAACGCAACCCCAGGGCAGAGAAGUACACCCCAGUGCCAGACAGCGUGUUGUCGAGAGCCGCAGCACAGACUGGAACUUCCAAAGUUCUUUCAGAACACGAUCAGAAAUUCGGAGGUCUUAACACACCAUAUGGCACUAACACGCCGGGUGGGUCAACUCCAGGAGACAUUGAUAUGAAGAAAAUUGGGCAGGCGAGAAACACACUGAUGGACAUUAAGCUAACACAGGUAUCGGACUCUGUGAGUGGACAGACAGUUGUGGACCCGAAAGGCUACUUGACGGAUCUCCAAUCUAUGUUGCCAUCACACGGUGGGGAUAUCAAUGAUGUGAAGAAAGCUCGGCUCCUGUUAAAGUCUGUCCGGGAGACAAAUCCCAAACAUCCGCCGGCGUGGAUCGCGUCUGCACGUCUAGAAGAGGUGACGGGGAAGAUUCAGGCAGCAAGAAAUCUCAUCAUGAAGGGCUGCGAGGAAUGUCCGAAAUCAGAGGAUGCUUGGUUGGAGGCAGCCAGGCUUAUGCCCGGGGACCAGGCUAAAGCUGUAGUUGCCCAGGCAGUGCGACAGCUCCCCCAGUCUGUAAGAAUCUGGAGCAAGGCUUCUGACCUGGAAACAGAACUCAAGGCAAAGAAAAGAGUGUUCAGAAAAGCUCUUGAGAACAUACCAAACUCUGUGAAGUUGUGGAAACUUGCUGUCGAAAUGGAGGAUGAGGAAGAAGCUCGAAUCAUGCUUAGCAGAGCUGUUGAGUGCUGCCCCACUAGUGUUGAGCUCUGGUUAGCCUUGGCCAGGUUGGAGAACUACUCCAAUGCCCGUAAAGUGUUAAACAAGGCCCGUGAAAAUAUCCCCACUGAUCGACUCAUAUGGGUCAGUGCUGCUAAGCUGGAAGAAGCCAAUAAUAACAUACCAAUGGUGGAAAAAAUCAUUGAAAGAGCACUAAACUCUCUCCGCGCCAACAUGGUCGAGAUCAACAAAGAGCAGUGGUUAAAAGAUGCCGAGGACUGUGAGAAAUCAGGGAGCAUGCACACCUGCCAGGCCAUUGUUCAAGCAGUGAUAGGUAUUGGUGUUGAAGAGGAAGAUAAGAAACACACAUGGAUGGAAGAUGCAGAAUCUUGUGCGGUCCAUGGUGCAUACGAGUGUGCCCGCGCCAUCUAUGCCUAUGCUCUUUCAGUUUUCCCCAGUAAGAAAAGCAUCUGGCUGCGAGCUGCAUACUUUGAGAAGAACUAUGGAACAAGGGAGUCUUUGGAAGCUCUUUUACAGAGAGCUGUGGCUCACUGCCCGAAAGCCGAGGUCCUUUGGCUGAUGGGAGCAAAGUCUAAGUGGUUGGCUGGUGAUGUCCCGGCUGCUAGGAGCAUCUUAGCACUGGCGUUCCAGGCCAACCCUAACAGUGAAGAGAUUUGGUUGGCGGCUGUGAAAUUGGAGUCAGAAAAUAACGAGUUUGAACGUGCCAGACGUUUGUUGCAGAAGGCAAGAGCUAGUGCUCCAACUGCUCGAGUGUUCAUGAAGUCUGUGAAGCUGGAAUGGUGUAUGGGUGAAAUAAACAACGCCAAAUCCCUGCUGGAAGAUGCCACAAAACACUACCCUGACUUCCCUAAGUUAUGGAUGAUGAAAGGUCAGAUUGAGGAACAAGAGGGACAUCUAGUAGAAGCCAGGGAGGCUUAUAACCAGGGGUUAAAGAAAUGUCCACACGCCAUUCCCCUGUGGUUGCUUCUGUCACGCCUGGAAGAGAGGUCUGGGCAGCUGAUAAAGUCUCGGUCUAUACUAGAGAAGGCUCGUCUGAAGAACCCGCAGACUCCAGAACUCUGGUUGGAGGCAGUGCGUCUUGAAAACCGUGGCGGAAUGCGGAACAUUGCCCAGAACCUCAUGGCAAAAGCUCUGCAGGAGUGUUCAAGCUCGGGUAUUCUGUGGUCGGAGGCCAUCUUCAUGGAGCCUCGACCCCAGAGGAAGACAAAGUCAGUGGACGCUCUCAGACGGUGUGAGCAUGACGCAAAUGUACUGCUGGCAGCCUCAAAAAUGUUCUGGUCUGAGCGUAAGAUCGGCAAGGCUCGGGAAUGGUUUAAUCGGACUGUGAAGAUUGACCAGGAUAACGGUGAUGCAUGGGCAAACUUCUACAAGUUUGAACUAAUGCAUGGAGAUGAGGAAACGCAGACCAAUAUCCUCAAGCGCUGCACAAAUGCCGAACCUCGACACGGUGAACACUGGUGUGUUGUGUCGAAAAACAUCAAAAACUGGCGUCUCAAAGUGGAAGAGUUACUUCCCUUAGUGACAGAAGCCUUGCCAAUACCAACAUAGUUUCCUCCCCUGAUUCAGAAAGAUUAAAUGUGAUGUCAGGAUUUUUGAAAUGUCUAUGUAGUUAUUGGUCCCUUGGGUCUGGUAUUAAAACUGCGAGCUAAAGUUGUGCUAUGACCAUUUAUAAACUUUCAACAUAGUAUCCCUUUAAGCAGGUCAUUUUUUUUUAAAUCUCUGCAUAGUUGAGUUACCUUUGUGGAGGAGCUGAAAAUUGUGAAAAUCAAGUUGAAAGCCAUUAUUUAUGAACAAUCGACAUAGUUAUCUCCCUUGGAGCAGGAAAUGAAGACAUGAUGGCAUUAUUCAUGAACUGUAGCAACAGAGUUCCCUCUCUUGGGUCAGAAGUUAACAAGGUGAUGACAUAAUUCAUUUACUAUCACCAUAGCAAAAGCAAGAUUGUCAUUGUGAAUGUAAUAAUGUGAAUAAGGAUUAAAACAAACCAAAUAUUACCACAUGUAUCAGUCAUCAAAAUUAGAUUUUUGUAUGAACAAGCCCGAAUUUUUAUACUCUUGCUUGGUGUCAAAUUCCCGAACAAGCCCUGCUGUAUAAAAUUCAGAAUUUGAGCAAGCCCGGAAGACACUUUACCAGUGCAGGGCUUGCGGGCUUGUGCUAAUUUCGACAACUGAUGUAUACAACCGUGCUGAAAAUAAUCUAAAUGUUUAUAUAUGUAUAUGCUGUAGAUUUAUUUGUUAUUGUAAUGGUUUUAUUUCACUUAUAUUUCUGAUAAAUUUUGUCCCAUUCAGAUAUUUUUUCUCGAAAUACAAUAUGAAAAAGCCUACAGCAAGCUAUUAAAAUUAUUAUUAUCAAGGUGUCGGAUUUGUUUUUCAGAAACUCUCUGCCAGCUUGAAUAAACAAGUCAAGAAAAACAUCAUUCAUAAUCAUUAUUUCGACCUCUGAUUUAACCACAGCUCUAUCAAUUUAUGGCUAUUAAAUGAUGACAAUAUUAUGCCUUGAUACGUAAAAAUUAUAAAUAUUCGCUAUAAUGUUGAAAUGAGGAUUUUUAAUGAUGAAAAAAAAACGAAUCUUAUUUAAUAAUAUUUAACUGCAUGAGUGUUAAUACAAUGAAACUAUCAAUACAACAUAAAUAGGCUAAUAUAGUAUUUGAGACAAAUAAUUCAUUAUCAAAAAUGCAAAGGUACAUGUAUUGGGCCACGAGUUAUACCAACCUCAAUUACGGCCCUCUCCAAAAAAAUCGAAUAGAAUAAUGAAUAAGAAAGAAAUCUAUCCUUCAUAACAAUUUAUCUAUAAUAUAGACUUAGCUUAAUUGUGAGUGACAAAUUUUUUUCAUGUGUUUUUUUGUUUCGGAGAUAUUCAUUAUACUUCCAUGUUUUGUCUCUAAUGUUACAGAAUAAAUGUCAUUGUCUGUAAAUUGUGUUUUAAUUAGUUUUCUGCUAGUCUGUUAAAUCUGUGGUCAGCAAUGCAGAAAGUAACUCUUUUUUUCCCUCCCAAAAAACAUGCUAUGGCCAUGGAACUUGGUAACUUGC
Molecule: messenger RNA, 4274 nt
Organism: Mya arenaria
Lineage: Eukaryota; Metazoa; Mollusca; Bivalvia; Myida; Myidae
Product: pre-mRNA-processing factor 6-like
Exons: 23
Coding region: 10-2796 (928 amino acids)
Biological process (GO): spliceosomal tri-snRNP complex assembly; mRNA splicing, via spliceosome
Cellular component (GO): U4/U6 x U5 tri-snRNP complex; catalytic step 2 spliceosome
Molecular function (GO): protein binding
Source: RefSeq, a predicted model, not a curated record